Drosophila takahashii is the source of this 234-nucleotide messenger RNA. RefSeq lists its product as uncharacterized. The record is from RefSeq and is a predicted model, not a curated record. NCBI's taxonomy places the organism in Eukaryota, Metazoa, Arthropoda, Insecta, Diptera, Drosophilidae.
AAGAGUCAUCCCGGCUAUAGCUUCAGUCUUAAUUCAACUCUCAGCAUAAAAACAAUACCGCUGGAUUAUAUUGUUAUCAACAUGAAAUACUUCAAGUUCUGUUGGCUGCUCAUCGUUGUGCUACUUUUCAUCUCCUCGCAAAAUGCCCUGGCGGCCCCAAAACGAAAACGGAAAGGAUUUUCGCUUCCAAAAUUACCACAUAUUAACAUAAAUAUCCACCAUAAUAGUAAGUAA